Aspergillus steynii IBT 23096 is the source of this 1578-nucleotide messenger RNA. RefSeq names its product translation initiation factor eIF2 subunit alpha. Bases 173 to 1099 code for a protein of 308 amino acids. NCBI's taxonomy places the organism in Eukaryota, Fungi, Ascomycota, Eurotiomycetes, Eurotiales, Aspergillaceae. The transcript has 4 exons. The record is from RefSeq and is a predicted model, not a curated record. Gene Ontology annotation, molecular function: translation initiation factor activity; ribosome binding; RNA binding. Gene Ontology annotation, cellular component: multi-eIF complex; eukaryotic 48S preinitiation complex; eukaryotic translation initiation factor 2B complex.
CUCAUCACCGCCGAAUCCCCGUUUCGCUUGCCCCUCGACCUUCUCGACUCCGCACGGAUUCUUACCCGGAGGCCCUGAUUUCUGACAGUUCUGUCUCGGAAUUCGUCAGUCCUUGAUUUUCACUUUCGCCGAUUCGAAUCUUCGUCUGGCAGACGCCGCAACCCCGCCGAAAAUGUCGUUAACGAACAGCCGUUUCUACGAGGAGAAGUACCCGGAGGUCGACAGCUAUGUCAUGGUCAAUGUCAAGCAGAUCGCCGAGAUGGGCGCGUACGUGAAGCUCCUCGAAUACGACAACAUCGACGGAAUGAUUCUGCUCUCCGAAUUGUCGCGAAGACGUAUUCGUAGUAUCCAGAAGCUCAUUCGCAUUGGACGUAACGAGGUGGUCAUCGUUCUCCGUGUCGAUAAGGAGAAGGGUUAUAUCGAUCUGUCCAAGCGCCGAGUCUCCCCCGAAGAUGUCACCAAGUGUGAAGAGCGCUACAACAAGAGCAAGGCCGUCAACUCCAUCAUGCGACAUGUCGCCGAGGCCACCCAGACUCCCCUGGAGACGCUAUAUCAGACCAUCGGAUGGCCGUUGAACCGCAAAUACGGCCACUCGCACGACGCUUUCAAGAUCUCCAUCACAAACCCCGACGUGUGGAACGACAUCGAAUUCCCCAACGAGAACGUCAAGAAGGAGUUGACGCAGUACAUCGGCAAGAGACUUACUCCCCAGCCCACCAAGGUCCGUGCCGAUAUCGAGGUCACCUGCUUCGGCUACGACGGAAUCGACGCCGUUAAGAACGCCCUGCGCACCGCCGAGGAGAGCAACACCCCCGAGGCCCAGAUCAAGGUCAAGCUGGUCGCCCCUCCGCUGUACGUCCUGACCAGCCAGUGCCUGGACAAGACCAUCGGUAUCAAGAUGCUCGAGGAGGCCAUCCAAAGGAUCGAUGCCAAGAUCAAGGAAGCCAACGGUGGCUGCAUCAUCAAGAUGGCUCCCAAGGCCGUCACCGAGCACGAUGACGCUGCUCUGCAGGAGCUCAUGGAGAAGCGUGAGCGUGAGAACAUGGAGGUCAGCGGUGACGAGAGCAUGUCCGAGAGCGACGACGGUGUCCCCGAGUAAAUCCCCCAACUCACGCCUGGCGAUGCAGAGGGAUGAAUCGAUCCAACCAUUUCGACUGGAUUGAGUGAAGACUGGACGAAAGGAGAUACCGGGGACUUUUUGAACUUUCAGGAGACUUGAUGGAGCAUGGGCAGAUGGGGUUUGGAGAAAAAAAAAAGUUGCAUAGAAGAGUUUUCGAAUGUGACAUGAUUUAUGAGUCGGGAGAACGGUUUAAUGUGCACACGGGCGUCGUGAUCAAGCAGCAAUGUCGACGACACUGGGGCAAGUUCCCUAGUUGAUGAGAAUGGUGUAACCCGAGACCACAGUGCCACGCUGCAUGAUGUGUCGAGCAUCAUCCCAGUCCGAUGGUUUGAGGCCUCGUGUUUGGAUCUCUGUUGAGGAGCAUUUGGAGGAUGUUCGAUCCCGCCUUCUCAUGUACAUAAGCUUUAUUGAUCUACGGGUCAGUACCUGUGGUUCCUGUUUAGACUACUACUAUCCAC